AUGAAUUGUAAAAAUAACCAUGAUGAGUUCAUUAAUAUUAAUAAUGAAGAACAAGAACGUGUGAAUAAAAAUUUUAAAAAUAUAGCUUAUUAUUUUUUGACAAUGAUGUUAAUCUUGUUGAGUGCUAUAGCAUUUAUGGUGAAUGUGUUCGAUAAUAAUAGUGAACAGCUUAAUAAUCUCGAACAAAUUAAUUUGAAUGAUAUUAAACAACAGGAAACUGAAUACGAUGAUAAGGGUGACAUUCAGGCAGCUAAUAACCAAGGGUUUUAUAAAAGUCAGGACCUAUGUGUCAGCGAAAGUUGUGACAAUGGUGAUGUUAUCAGUGAACUUGGUAGUAAUGAUUUGAUCAAUAAUGAUGAGGGUGUAACUCAACUUGAAAAUGCGCUUGAAAAAAGAGCUAGGUCUUGGAAAACUAGUUUUGUCGAUGGUACGGUAUCGAUGUUUUCGUUUAUUGUUAGUUCAGCCGAUGCCUUUUACGCUACAGCCUGUACACCAACAUUCUUAGGAGCAUUAGGAGUAGCAAACCCUGCUGGAGCUGGUGCAACACUAGCUGCUUGCGGUUGGUCUGGCGCAGUACUUGCCGUCAUGAACUGGGCAUCUUACGUAGUAAGUAGCCACAAUGACAACGGUGGAUGGAACUGGGAUUCUGAUAGUGCAAGAGAUAAGAGAUCUUUAGACAUAUUAAGUGAAACUUUUGGUUAUUUNAGUAGCCACAAUGACAACGGUGGAUGGAACUGGGAUUCUGAUAGUGCAAGAGAUAAGAGAUCUUUAGACAUAUUAAGUGAAACUUUUGGUUAUUUGCCGGACAGUGCUGUUCGCCCACUAGUUAAUAACUUAUACUCUAUAAGGGACGAUGAACAUGAAUAUUUUCAGCUUUUGACUAAAAGAGAUAGUAUCGCUAGUCAGAUAUUAGAUCAUGGACUGUUGUAUGAUACCUCACUGGGUAAGGCAGAAUAUAUAGGGUAUCAAUUUAUUGCAGAUCAUGGCAAUCACAACAAAUCUGUGGUAAUACAAUCAGGGUCUGAAAAUGAUGCGAUUGAAACUUGGCACCGUUGCGGUGAUGAAAAUGAAUGUUUUAGUGAUAAUAUUGAGUGGGUCGAUCAGAAUGAAAAAGGUAGUGGCAAAAACAGUCUGAUGUCUAUGGCAAAACGUACAGGAAAUCUGUAUUGGCAAUCAUACAAUGAUUGGGGUGAAAAUGGAGGCUACGUACAUGAUUGGUGGUAUUGGGAUGAAUUCUCAAAAGCAGCGCAAGAAAAGCUGGGUGAUCAGUCAAUUUUACAGAAAGUUCAACCCUGUACUAAUGACUUUCGGUGUUACGGCGUACACAGCAAAAUUUGUUUAGCAGGUGGUAUGAGUAAUACCAGAACCAAGGAUUCAGCAUGGGUUGGAGAAGUGUAUGCUAAUGGUUAUGGUGGCAUUGAUGGUGAAUGCCAGAAUGGCUAG
This is a messenger RNA of Debaryomyces tyrocola, 1443 nucleotides long. Lineage: Eukaryota; Fungi; Ascomycota; Pichiomycetes; Serinales; Debaryomycetaceae. The record is from the annotation of a GenBank genome assembly.